AUGACUCACCGCGCCGCCGCCGCCGCGCUUCGCCGGUUCUUCCGGCGAUGCUCCUCGCGCGCGGGCACCGCCGCGGUGAGUCGGAUUGACGCCGAGGUAUCGGCCUUGGAUGUCAUCGUGGGCCACACGGAGCGUUCGGGACGAGGGGUCUACGCCGGCAGGGACUUCGCGAUGGGCGAAGUCGUCAUUCAUCGCGCGGAACCGCUGGUCGCGCACCCGACGCUGCGAAACCUCCGCACGUCGUGCUACCACUGCCUCAAACCCCUCGCGGCGGUCCCUCGCGAGUCGCACGUUCCGACGCACGGCGGCCGCGCCGGCGGUGGAGCCGCGGGUCACUUCUGUGGCGAGCCGUGCGCGGACGCCGCGCGGACCUCGUACCACGACGCCGAAACCGCCGCGGGAGACGCCGUCGCCCCGCUGGUGGCGCACUGCCGGCAACACGGACUCAAGUUCCCGCUCGCGGCGGCGCGCAUGGCGUUCGCGAUAGCGCAGGGUAACGCGACGCCGCGCGACGCCGACGCGUUGGUUCGCGUCAACUUCCCGCGCGGCGUCGCGCCCGGCGCGUGGCUGGACGAGCACGCGAUGAUUUCGCUCGCGCUCGCCAGGGGAGACGCGGUGCGCGGGGGCGCGUUCGGCGGUCGGUCGUCGGAGGUGACCGCGGAGUGGUACGUCGGGGUGGUGUCGCGGAUGCAUCUAAACGCGUUCAGGGUGGAGAUACCGCCGCCGGCGGUCGGACACCGCGACGACGACGACACAGCUGGCGACGCGCACGACUGCGACGACCACGUGAGUUGCAAUCACCACUCGCACCGUUCCCCGGCCGCCUCUUCGUUCAAGGCAUCGCUCGAGGCGGCGUUGGCGUCCUCGGAGACGGGCGACGCGGCCGGUACGGCGACGUACCUCGCGCCGUCGCUGUUCAACCACAGCUGCGAUCCAAACGUGGACGUCGAUUGGGUGAGCGGCGACGCGGGGAUGCGGGCGCGGACGAGGGUCGACGUAGCGAAAGGUACGGAGCUCACGAUAUGUUACACGGACGGCGGCGCGCCGGUGGACGCCAGGCGCGGGGCGCUGGAGCACGCGUACGGGUUCGUGUGUCGAUGCGAGCGAUGCGUCGAGGAGGGGGGGUAA
Molecule: messenger RNA, 1128 nt
Organism: Micromonas commoda
Lineage: Eukaryota; Viridiplantae; Chlorophyta; Mamiellophyceae; Mamiellales; Mamiellaceae
Exons: 1
Coding region: 1-1128 (375 amino acids)
Cellular component (GO): nucleus
Molecular function (GO): protein binding
Source: RefSeq, a predicted model, not a curated record